Anopheles funestus (African malaria mosquito) is the source of this 8933-nucleotide messenger RNA. RefSeq names its product out at first protein (gene oaf). The coding region runs from base 674 to 1531 and encodes 285 amino acids. NCBI's taxonomy places the organism in Eukaryota, Metazoa, Arthropoda, Insecta, Diptera, Culicidae. The transcript is spliced from 5 exons. The record is from RefSeq and is a predicted model, not a curated record.
UCGCUACCAAUGUCAGAUUAGUUCCAUUUUAUCAUUCACUGGUAGCGGUUGUCCCGCAGCGAGUGGAAACAAUUCUUUAAAAAAUCCGUGAAUUCCCGUAAACUCAGAUACGUAAAAUCGGUCGUACGGUAAGCAAAACACUUUUCUAAGCGUUUUGCACACCCCAAUCGUCGAAGCAGAAUGUGAAAGUUCACAAUUUUGCACGUGCCGCGAGUGUAUCCGCGAUUCGCAUGCAACGUGAAAUGUUUGGGUGAUGCAUUUUCCCGGUGGCGUGUUUAAUGCAAAGUGUGUAUUUAAUCUUGAGUUGUUAAAUUAGUUAGUUUUAAAGGAAAAAUUCGAGCCCACAAACAACAAGUGUGUGUGGUGGUGGUUGUGGUGGUGAUUACGAGGUCAACAAGAAUCGUUGUGAAGCAAUCGUGUCGUCGUUGUGACGGAAAGUGUGUGAGCGCUUACACAUGUUUGUGUUUUCAUGAAAUUAUGUAUUUUGCGUUAAGUGUUUUUGCAAGCUGAUAAGCAUUCGCGAAUGGUGUGUGCUGAAAGUGAUUCCACGUCAGAUGUUUGCAUUAUCAAGUUUCACACUGGCAAAAAAGUGUUCCAAAUGUUCGUCAAGCCUUUUCGCGUCUGGGCGAAAGUAGUAUCCAACAACAAAUAGGUUUCAAUUUUUUCGAUCAAAAUGGGCAGCUUUGGUGAUAGUAAAUCGCCGUGCCGCAUCGGAUUGAGCAGGACGGUGGUGGGAAGUUUAUUUUGUUUCCUGCUCGUCAUAAAUCAUGUCGCAACACAGCUAAUAAUCAACGUACAAAAUCAGGGAGGUGAAAUCGUACAGGAGACAAUAACAUCCAGUGUUGGGGAUGAAACAUGUACAUUGGAAUUCCAGAGAAGCGAUGGAACACUAAUAACGGAGCUGAUUGACUUCAAGAGUGAAGUGCAGGUACUGAAAGCACUAGUACUCGGUGAGGAAGAACGGGGACAGAGUCAGUAUCAGGUGAUGUGCUUCGUGACCAAAUUCCAGAAAGGAGAUUUCAUCACUGCCGAUGCGAUGGUAAAACUACGACAGAAAAAUCCCAGCACGAUCCGAACACCGGAAGAGGACCGAGGGAAGGAGAACUACACGAUGACCGGCUGGGUGCUGUUGGACCGUGCCAUGCCAAUUUCGCGUCACGUGGCACCGUUCUGUGUGGAAGCACAAGAGGCAACGUACGUGCGUGACGUUGACCUGAAGGCGUGGGCCGAACUGCCAGGAUCAUCGAUAUCCAUACUGGAAUCGGCGGUGAAGUGGUUCCCGUCGGCGAACACCGUUACGGCACCAUCGCGCUGCAGCGACGUCAGCGCCAUCUGGGCACCGUGCCUCUGUACGCUGGAGAUGUGUAUCGGGUGGUAUCCGUGCGGGUUGAAGUACUGCAAGGGUAAGCCGGAAAACGCACUGCAGAACAAUGGCGGUGGUAGCUACCGGUGCGGUAUCAAAACGUGUCGCAAGUGCCAUCAGUACUCGUACUACGUACGCGAGAAGCAGCAGUGCUUGUGGGAUGAAUGACCGAAAAUGGGCCAUCGGUGCCCUCAGCAACCUUCAACAGCAGGAGUAGCAACAGCAGCAACGCCAACAACAGCAUCGCAAACAUCACAGAAGACCCGAACCUUGUACGAUGGGGAAGGUUCGUACCUUAACGGAGGACAGCACAAUUACGGAAGCGAUGGAAGCACUUGGGGCAGCCAACACUUACAGACACAUCCGGGCUGGAGUACAACACGCAAACCAGAACCAACGGUAGUACAGUACCGUCGACCACCAUCACUGCCCGCUACUAUCGAUUACGGUAAUCGCCACCAAUAUUCGGAACAUCGGAUAAAACAGCAACAGAAACCGCGGCAGCUGGUACCAUCGUCCUGGUGGUUAUCGUUAGAUCUGCUGCUAAUCUGGACGUUGCUACCGAAGGCGACGCAGUGGACCGACAAAAAGCAGCACAAUACCACCGUACCAGUAGCAACCAUUAGCAACAGUAGCGAGCGACGAACGCCUACGGAAGCACGAUCGACAGCAUCGAUAGUAUCUGCAUGCCGGGUGCAACAUCAACACGAUACAGGUGACCAGUGGAGCGUGAAACACAAAUCACUACUACUACUACGACCUACACCAUCGUACAGGUGUUUCCCAAUACGCCACAAUCCACCGAAAAUGGUCGCCCGAUCGGUGAACGAGCGGGACCCAAUAGUUGAAACAAUCAGUGAAUUUAAUUUUACCUUACCCACACCAUUGCCAGCAACAGUGCCAUUGAGGAUGGGAGAGCGGCCAACGGGAGCCGAGGUAACCGCAAGAUACACACCUUUCGCCGUGCUUCUGGCCACCGUCGGUCCGUCGACUUCUUUCGGACAGGGUUUUCAGUUUAACGAAAUUAUUUUAUAGCACAAAUAGGUUUAAUGAGUUGCACACUCUGUAGGGGCGCGCCAUCCCCGUGUACGGUCACCAUUUUUGUGUUGUUGCUUUAUUUGCCAUUUUGCAACAAAUGACAACCGUGGGCCCCCAGUUCCUAAUCUGUAAUCUGUUCCGCACGAAGUCCACAAGUGCGGAUUUAAUGUUCCGGUCGUAAAACGAAGCGAACAGGAUUUCGAGUGUCAAAUGCUGAGCAAGUGGUAAUUUUACCUCAGUGAGAGAGAAGGAAAGAGAAAGAGAGAAAGAGAAAAAAGAUAUACAAUGGACUCGACGGAAUGGACUGUCUGUGCUGUGGUGGCCUUUCGGAGUAAUCAAUUCCACCCGUAUUCUGGACGCGACGCUGAUUCGUGUAGCACAAAUAGGAUAAGGAGGAUUUAAAAGUAACACACCACCAGGUACGAAGAAAAGCACCCGGUACCUUUUUGUUCCCGUUCGCUAGUAAAUGGAUCGGAACCACAUUACAAAAGAAAUGCCGCCACCAGACAAACGGCAACGGGGUGUGUGGCGUACACUAUGGUCACUCGGGAACACGCACCUUUACCGGGUAUACCUUGAGUAACUCUGCAAGUCGCUAACGAAGAAGUAGAAAGAAAUGAACAAAACAAAAAAAUCACAGUAUUAAAACACUCAAACGAAAUGGAAUGUGUACGAAACCAUAAAGAAAACCGUAAAGAACGGCAGGUACUCUUCUUCUGGCGGUCGUACGUUUGGUCCAUUUCUAUUCCAACUUUUUUUAUGCUUUUGAGUUUUUGCUUUUAAAGACCAACAACGCCUCGUAUUCGACAACCGUGUGCAAAAUGUUCAGGUUGAUUACAUUCCUAUGGGUUGGGCGUGCGGAUUUUGUGUUUUUAUUUCCGUUGAGAAGCGAUGGGCCACCUUGCACCGUACCGCUUCGCUUAGGGGAGAUUCUUCAAAUUGUGUUUUUUUGUAGCUUGUUUCCGUUUGGCUUUCAACAAUCCUCGCGUGUCCCGGGUAAACUGGGUUGAUACCGGCGGGUGAAGCAUUAGCCCCGAUACCACCGAUGAAAUUAUUUCAACUCCCAUUCUUUUCAUUCAUCUUUUCUCAAGGGAGGGAGCGAGCAAAGAGAAUAAAAACAAACCUCCAGUAACACCUUGGGACACGGACCGACCCGUGUGAAAACCCGUGGCAAUGGGUUUUCUGCCGUUAUCUGCUGUUCCUAAUCUCUCGCACUUGCAAUUUACUUUCCUUAAUUGUUUCUUCUAUGUCGUACCCUCAGGUGCACAAGGGUAGCGAUCGUACGCAUAAGAUACUGGGCGCACUAGAAAACGGAGCCCCUUUCCGUGGGCAAGAAUAUAAAACGUUUUCAAUGGAGACGCCCAGUGUUUUACGUUCCGUUUGCGUGUACAAGGCUUUGUUGCAAGCGUGUGUAUGUUUACUUUUCCCAUUUUAGAAGUAAUUGCAAUGUUUGCUACUACACACUACGAUACUAAGUUUUCAAUUACUAAAUGAUUCGUUGAGAAGCAACCAUGAAUAAUGAAAGUUAUAUUCAUUCCUGGUGCUUCAAAAAGCACAUUCUUCAUGCCGGAGAUAAUAUAUUCUGUUGUAUACUAGAAAAAACAAAGCAAAGUGCACUUACUUUGGAAUCUGUUUACUGUUAUUCAUCUACUCGUAGAACAAAACUCGACCGAGGAACGUUCGGUCCGGGUUUGUAUGUGUUUUUUGUUUUGUAUUUCAUUUCAUUUGGGUUUUUUUUUCUUCCAUUUCGUUAUUUUGAAUGGCCAUUCAAGCCAUCUGAAGAUGUAGCAUGAAAUUACUAUUUCGCUUGAGUUUUAUAGAAAUGUUGAUUUCGUUUCGUUUACCUUUCGCUAGCCGUUCUUGGACCGUUUGUUAAGCAGUGAUGAGUUUUCGAGUUGUUUUCAAGUUUUCUUUUUAAAUAAAUUUUGUCUCCCACAUCUUCUUCCUUAUGAAUGCCAUUUACUAUGGUGUAGAUAUAGAUUGCUUUGUUAGUUCUGGUGGUAAGGCUAGGAUGAAAUAUGAACAAACAGAGUACACAAAACUCAUCAUAACGUUAAAUUGAGCUAUAAAUUGCUUUAGCAACAUGAUUUUCUAUUCCCAAAAUGGAAUGGGUAAUAGUUUUAAAUGUAUUUUGAAUCAUGUUUCAAAUGGUUAUAAUAUUUUUCAAAGAAAAAACAAUUUUUUUUCCUUAUUUCUGCAAAUGUGCAUUUGUUUCGAAAUGACUCGCCCUUUUUUUUUGAAGUGGUUUUAUUUUCCCCAAAAAUAGAUAAUCAUGUUCAUCACACUCGGGGCAAGAUGACAAGGUUGACAAACCAAUCGGGAUGUUUUCGUAUUUUUCCUUGGAAACCAAAAACCAUUCCACCAGAACGCGCUUCAUGCUUUUGCGCGUGAACCGAUGCAAAAGAGUAACAAGCGAAACAGCGAAAAAAAAACAAACCGGAAAACGACAACACACAAACGCCACCGGCACAUUCAAUUCCCGUGCACAAUCCAAGGGAAAUGUAAGGGUUCCUCCCCCCCUUUGCGAUAGAGAAACCUGAAGAUGCUUCGCUUCUGUGUUGUUCUUUGUCAUUCGCCUUCUUGGGCUUCUUGGCGGUGACACUUGACAUCGUGUCGCAUCUUUGGUGGUAAGGUUUCCGACCCACUCGGUCCUAGUUACGAGUGACUCUUCUUCGUUUGUCUACAGAAGAGAGAAGAAAAAACACUGUAGUUACGGCUGGACUGGAGAAACAAACAGCCCUAACCAUUUGGGAGGGUGGAGAAAAGCAACAACAAAAAACUCCAAAUCAAGUACUUGCUGCCUUUCUGCGAUGCAGAAGGCAAGGCAUCGAAAAGGAGAUAAAAAAUAAAAUCCUAGCACACAGGAAACCAUAGAGCAUUCUUGCUAUUGCCGCUUUCUGUGCCCACUCAAAGCUCUGGCUGGAUCUUUGUUUGAAUACAUAAUUUGUUUAUGCAGAAGAAACAGCAGCAGCAGCAGCAUCAUCAUCGUGGUGAAGAUAGAAGCCAACCAAGCCAGGACAGGUCGGACAGUCUUCACUCGACUCGACUCGCUUCCGUUGGGUUGGGUUUUGUAGUAAGUUCAUUUCCUGGACCUUCCCUUAUUUCGAUGUCGUUUGUUGUCGGUCAUACCACGGCACCAACAACUUCUCCCGACCGCCACGUUCGGGUGGCCAGGCUGUUAGUUUGCUUUUGCAACGCGUCUUACCUGCUUGCUGUGUGCAUACACUCAGGAGAAGCAAACUUUUCGACUCGGUUCCGUUCGGCGGGUAAUGUGUGUAGCUGGUUAUUUGUGGCUGGUUCCAUAGCUUGUCGUUAGAAUCGUUUAUGUUUUUUUAUGUAUUCCACCGUCUAACUCUAGCUUGUAUCGCUUGUUGUGUGUCGCUUCGGUAGAAAUGAUAGAAACUAAAGGCGAAUGUUGCAAGUUUUCCACCAAGGUUUGGUUUGGAAGAGGGUGAAAGUCGGGCAAGUAAUUUUCACAUUUGUAAAUACAUGUUCGUUCAUUCUUUCUACAAAGGGGUACGGUGUUCUUUUUCGUUUGUUUUGAACGAAAAAAAAGAAAGAGAAAUUGCCGUUCUCGUUCUUGCUUAGCUUUUCACUUCGUUAUUUAUUCCGUUCGAUCCGACAUCUUCAGCAACUCGAUGAUAGUGGUUGCGCCGGGACACGAUGUCUGGGUUUUUUCCUUUUUUUUACUUUUUCCAACUCAUCUCGCAUGUACAGAUAAACCUGUGCCGCUCGUCAUCGAGUGGCACUGUUUGAAAUGCUAUACAUAACAAUAAAUAAUAAAACAGUAAUGGUAACGCUGCCUGCGGAACGGUGGCCCAGUGUAAAAGAGAUUGUCGGGUGAGCCACACCAUUACUAGACAGUAGAGCAAAACAACAAAAAAACCCGCUAAUAGUAGCUGACAGAGGACGAAAGAUAAUGCUUGCCAGAAGGGAGGCGUACUCGGCAGUACAUUAAUGUUAAGAAGAUAAUAGUAUUAUAUUGUAAAGCAGAAAAAGCAGAGGCUGCACUUUGCGUUCCCCCGUCACUAGUGUUAGUGGUUUGAGUUUUUCUUUUUUUAGAUUUACGUUUUCUUUUUCCACCCCAGCAAUUCCACUACGUUCAAUUACUUUCAGCAUUGUGCAAGUAUUUCCAAUAAUUAGUUUAGUGUAUCCACAGAAAUAGAGUGGAGUCAAUCACUCGUCUGAAUGUAUUUAUAGUGACAAUACAGGUUAGAUAUUGAGUUUUUUUUUCUUUAUUCAAUUUCAUUAUAUCUUACACAGCUACAGUAUCUCAGUGCCAUCAAUACACGCGUGUCGAUGGGUGUAUAACAGUGAAAGACUCAGAAUUAGCGCGAAUCGCAUUAUUUAGAAAAAAAACAUUCUACUAAGCCUAACGAUGAAAGAAAGUCCCCUGAAAAUGGGAAAAAAAAACAUUUCCCAAACACUUCAACCACCGUGACUGGUGCUGUACAGUAAAACGAAGAAAUAUUAAAAGAUGAAAAAGAAAUAAAAUAAAAAAGAAGAAUUAGGGAAACAAGAUAUAACCUAGAAAUACCGAAAAGAAUAUAACCAACAAAAAUAAAAAGUAUAAAAUUGCUAGAAAGCGACACAAAAAAAAAUACAUCAACAUAAUACGUGGCCUUAGCUUUCCUCUGAUACUUCCUUCUUUAUAAAGUAAGCAAAAACAUGAAGCGGUGCAGUGUGUUUGUAUGAACACGCAGAACUUGAAGUACUUCAAAGCUAGCAUAUUUGUCAACAUCCCGUAAGAGGAACACAAUUGGAGUUAAAAGCGAAAAAUGAAUAUUAAAAAAAAAAAACACCACCAUUAUAGGGAAGAAUGGUGGCUGAAUAAACAAUACCGUAGUGUGAUAGUAAUCAAAAGCGAACAAAAUAGCGUACAAGCCAAACAUAAUGCAAACACGACGAAUGCACAUCGAACAAGUAAGGUAAAAAGACCUGACACGUGUAGUAAACGCUUCCAAAGAAGGAAGUAAUUAAAAACGCGCUGGAAAUCCUUUUUUAAAAGGGUAAAAUCAUCACCCCUAACACCGAACAUGCUUUAUGUACAGGCCAGCAAAUUCUCCCAACCCUUACGGAAGAAGAGAAAAUAUGAUACGAGCAUGAGUAGUGUUUCUUUAUAUUGGAAAAAAAGUGAAACCCAACCCCACCGGUAGGUUGGAAUAGAACAACUGCCAACUGUUUAUUUUGGCGUCAAAGUUGGUGUAAGUAAUUUUUCAUGUAACCCUACUCCUCCUCCCCCGGGAAACCGUUACCCUCAGUCACCCCCUUGUUUGUAUGGCCUUUCCGUUUGUUCGUAUUCAUCGCCGUGCGAUCAGUAAUAUUGGAACGGUGGCAAAGUUUUACCACCAGUAAGGAAGGUUUUUGGGAAGCCGUUAAGUUCGGUCGUAACUUAGAACCCGCCGCUCGUAAGUCAAUCAAAAUGGUUGAGCAUUUCGGAAAGGAAAGGUGGCCAAACCAUUAGUGUGACGGCAAAUAAAACCUUCGCUCGGUGGAGCAACUUUUCCUAAAGUGUAAUUACUACGCGCGGAGCCGGUUGCGUUCCUGUUUGCCACAGUCCAUGCAGAAGAUAGUUUUCGCAAUGGCGCGAGUCAUCGGGGUUAAAGUUGAUGAGGUCGCUCCUCUCUCUCUCUCUCCCGGGCUCCUCUGCACCGAUUGUUGGGGGGUUCUUGGAACUUUUUAAGCGAUGCCAUUUUGGGGUAGCAAUGCUGGAACGUGGAAGCGUUUGCUGAACGGCCUUUCGUGACCGUUUAACCGGUGUGUACGAGUUUCCUUAAGAAUAAAUGAUUAUCUUACAAGCGGGUAGGUUCACUUUGUGCCACGCUUUCUACGGUACGUGAUGGUUAAUAUUUUUCACUGCUUUUCGAAGCUUGUCGUUAACUAUGACUUUUAACGUGCGAGUUUUGAAAUCGUUAAGAAAAUAUCUUCAUGAUUCGCAAAAGUAUGCCACCUUCUCUCCUGCAUUUGUAUCCGCAGUCAACAUUCCUUCGUGUUUUUCGUUCACAAGUCGAAAACAUUAUUCUAAAAAUCUGUAAACCAUUUUCUCUUUUACAUAAUAAUUUAAAAAAAGUGUUCAACAAAAAAAAACCAAUUAAUAAGAUAAAAAAAAAUGCGAAACGCACAAGCUCAAUCCAUAAUUUCAUAUAUAAACAAACAAAAAAUCCAAAAUGAUUACAACAUUGGCAAUGACACUGAACAAUCGAUACUUGUCUGCAAAACGAACGAAACAAAAGUAGUAAAAAAAAACGAAUAUAGCUGCUAAUGUAAGCUAGUGUGAAGGAAGCAGACGGCUUACGCGGUCGUAAAGUAUAUACAUAAAACAGAAUGCAUAUAUUAUAUAGUAUAUAUUUUAUACGACGCUAUAGACACCCGAGAGAAUGUUAGUAUAUUUCUCAAUUGGAGUAUAGAGAGAAUGGUGAAAAAAAACUGAAAUUAAGACGAUGAAAAACAAAAAAACAAAAAAACAAAAAUGUAAAAUAAUUGACCUAAAGCUCUAAAUAUACUUACAAUUUGAAAGGAGAGUAAAACGUUA